Messenger RNA from Lodderomyces theae, 1287 nucleotides. It is a transcript of the gene ZUO1, whose product is annotated as zuotin. Gene Ontology annotation, molecular function: Hsp70 protein binding; ribosome binding. The coding region runs from base 1 to 1287 and encodes 428 amino acids. Gene Ontology annotation, biological process: 'de novo' cotranslational protein folding; regulation of translational fidelity. NCBI's taxonomy places the organism in Eukaryota, Fungi, Ascomycota, Pichiomycetes, Serinales, Debaryomycetaceae. Gene Ontology annotation, cellular component: cytosol. The record is from RefSeq and is a predicted model, not a curated record. The transcript has a single exon.
AUGUCUAUCGUAUUACCAGCAGGAAGUGUAGAUGGGUUUAAAGCCGUUGGAAAGUACUCGGCACCAAACCGUCGUCCAAUUGAGCCCGUUGGUCGUUACUUUUUAGCACACGCAUCGAGGACCCUUAGGGGCCACACUUGGUCUGAAUUUGAAAAAUUGGAAGCUGAGCGUAAUGUCAAGGAAAUUGAAACCAACGAGGACGAGGAUUUGGGGGAUGAAGAACAAAGCGAAGAGUUAUUAGAGCACGAUCCAAGAGAAUGGAAAACCGCUGAUUUGUAUGCCGUUUUGGGAUUGUCACAUUUGAGAUACAAGGCUACUGAAGAUCAAAUUAGAAGAGCACACAGAAAGCAAGUAUUGAAACAUCACCCAGAUAAGAAGUCUGCUAGUGGGGGAUUGGAACACGAUUCAUUUUUCAAAAUUAUUCAGAAGGCGUUCGAGGUUAUGUUGGACCCAACAAAGAGAAAGCAGUAUGAUUCUAUUGAUACUGAAAAAGACCCAAAACCUCCAUCCUCAAAGGGCAAGUAUGACUUUUUUGAAGUUUGGGGUCCAAUUUUCGAAAGCGAAGGUAGAUUCUCCACAAAACAACCAGUACCUUUGUUGGGUGGAUUAGAUGCCUCCAAGGAAGAAGUUGAUACUUUCUACAACUUCUGGGGUAAAUUUGACUCAUGGAAGACUUUUGAAUUCAAAGAUGAGGAUGUUCCAGAUGACACAGCUAACCGUGAUCACAAGCGUUAUAUUGAACGUAAGAACAUAGCAUCAAGAAAGAAGUUCAAGCAAGAGGACAACAAGAGAGUGAUUGAGUUGGUUGAAAGAGCUCACAGUGAGGAUCCAAGAAUCAAGUUGUUCAAAGAACAAGCCAAGAAGGAAAAAGCAGCAAAGAAAUGGGACAAGGAAGCUGGUUCACGUAAGGCUGCUGAGGAAGCUGCUGCUAAAAAGGCUGCUGAGGAAGCUGCUGCCAAGAAGGCAGCCGAGGAAGAAGCUGCAGCAAAAGCAGACUCCAAAAAGGCCAAGGAAGCUGCCAAAGCUGCUAAGAAGAAGAAUAAGAGAAACAUUAGAGCUGCAGCCAAGGAUGCUGACUACUUUGGCGAUGCUGGGAAAUCAGCUGACAUUGAUGCCGAUGUUGAUUUACUUAUCGAACGUUUUACUGAUGUUCAAUUGGGCGAAGUUGCUUCAAAGUUGAAAGGUGCUGACGCUUCAAGUGUAAAGGCUACUUUUGUCGACACGGUUAAGGAAUUGACCGAUGCUGGUUCCUUGAAUGCCAGUCACUUGAAGUACUUUACCAUUUGA